This is a messenger RNA of Adineta steineri, 477 nucleotides long. The record is from the annotation of a GenBank genome assembly. Lineage: Eukaryota; Metazoa; Rotifera; Eurotatoria; Adinetida; Adinetidae.
AUGUAUUCAACGACAAUAUUUCUUCUUGCUUUUGGUUUUUUGGCAACAGCUAUUAUGGCACGACCAGAACAUCAUCAUGAAAAUACAGAUAACGAAAUAUCUGACGAACUUGAUGAAAAUAAAUGGUCGACAUAUCGUUUAUCAAAUAAUAUUCGUGUACCUCAGGCUUUAUCUGCAAAAUUAGAACGUCCACAUCCAACGUUUACUGUCAAGAGAAUCUUUAAUGGAAAAUAUGUUUUGAUCAGUCCCGCUCUUAUUUUCAAAGUAAAAGAAACUGAUACAGAGACAAGUACAACAACUGAACAAACAAAUAUUGGUCAAGAAUCAACAACAUCUGCAACUAUUGAUGAAACUUCAUCACCAACAGAAGGAGAGGAAGAAGAAGAAGAAGAAUCUACAACAGCAAUGCCACCAUUCUUCAAACGACGAUCACUUACAAAUAAUAAAAAGGAGAAAUUAUUCUUUUUUGAUGAGUAA